GACUCUCUUCCAUUCCACUUCAUAUAGUUUUUGGGCCUGGGGAGGGCACCAGGUCGGUGAUCCAGUAGAAGAUGGUAAAGAGGCCCAAUUGUAAUAUGGAUUGAGAGAAUGGCGCGCCGCAGCUUUCAAAAAGUUGAAAAGCGCGGCGAGGCCCGCUUUCUUCCCGCCUGAGAAUUUGGGGCGUGUCUGAGCUCCCAUGAUGAAUAACAUACUCUCACUCUCUCACUACACUGCAACCUGCAAUUCCAAUUUUUUAGUUGAGGAAACAUGUAAUAGAAUCCUCCUUCCUCUCACUACCCGAACCAAAUUUGAGGUAGUUCAUUUCUUACGCCACUCUAUUUGUAGGGUUUUCGGUGUUUGUUAUUGAAGUUACUUACGCCCAAUUCGUAGGGUUUCAAGAUUCAACACACCAGAUCACCGAUUCGCUUCAGAUUCAUGGUAACCGAAGAGAAUUUCAGCGACAGGGUUCUCAAUUUCAACACCCGUCCUGCACUCUCCGAUGUCACCAACCGCCCCUCCAAGAGGCCCUUUUCUUCCAUCUCCGGCGACUCCCCUCGCAAAACCACAAGCGAUGGGGAUUCCCACUUCGCCAAAAAGAAGUUCCACUUUCAAUUAGGUGCGAAAUUGAGCACGCAGUUCAACGAUAACGACAAGCUUCAGUUCCCAGAAAAGGGGAAAAACCCUUCCCUCAGUUUCCUCUUCUGCGAUGCCGUCUCUGACGCCUCGUUACGGACACUCUCAUCUCAAACAUCGGAUCCACAGACCAACAAUUUACCGGAGGGACAGAAUUUCUUCGGUGGCGCCGGUGUGACUUCUUUGGGGUUAGGAAACGAUGUUCAAGAUAGAAACCCUAGCGGUGUUCCGGAAGGAAUACCCAUAACUGAAGGGUUCAGCAACCGCGUCAUUCAAAAUGACGACACAGAAGUUUGUGUUGAUAAAUUAGCGUCAUCCAAAUCUGUUGCGGUGGAACCGCCGGUGAUCUCUGCUUCCCACGAUUUUGGAUUUCCAGGGCUAGAACGGUGUUCGGCUCUCAAGGGGGUUAGUGGCGCAAACCCGUCUGUUGAUAGCGUCGACCUUCUGAAACAAUGCACUUGUUCCUUUUGCUCCAAAGCUGCUUAUAUCUGGUCGGAUCUCCAUUAUCAAGAUGUGAAGGGCAGACUAAGCGCUCUGAAGAAGAGUCAGAAAGAGGCAAGCACAACGCUUCAGAGGUUUUCUGACUUAAAGGAGAAAUUGGUGCAUGAUCCACAGAGCAGCACAGAGUCAUCCAAAUUAGAAUUGACCCUUAUGGAGCAGUGGAAGUCACUCUUUGUUCAUAUGGGCAACACAUUUGCUCAAGAAACUAAACAGCUUGAAUCAAAAUUUGAAGAACUGAGAGAUUUGAGAGAGAGCUGCAAGAGUAGCCUUGAUUCGACUGACAAUAGCAAUUCUGACAAUCAUUAGUAUUAUAAUGCUUUUGUGAUUGCAAUAUUUCUUCUUGCAGUUUAAUAGUCUCAAUUUUCAAUUAAUAUGCAUGUGAUUGUGGCUUUUAUGGAGAUUUGGUGUCUUUGUAAUACCUCCAAAGAAUCUGUAUAUUUUUUUUUGUACUUUUCCCAUUGAUUCUACUAUGAGGAGAAUCAAUCUAUUUUGGAGGAUUACUUCCUGUCUAAAUUGUUAUCCAUUAUACUGUUUGGUGUUGCUUUGAAUGGAUUGUUAGGAAGGUCUUUACAGGUGCUGCUUCAUAGUCUGUUCCUUAAAUGAGAUUGCAUCUUGUAUAAGAAGCUUGAUUAGUUA
Messenger RNA from Arachis duranensis, 1770 nucleotides. RefSeq lists its product as uncharacterized. The record is from RefSeq and is a predicted model, not a curated record. The transcript has 4 exons. The coding region runs from base 436 to 1440 and encodes 334 amino acids. NCBI's taxonomy places the organism in Eukaryota, Viridiplantae, Streptophyta, Magnoliopsida, Fabales, Fabaceae.